Messenger RNA from Medioppia subpectinata, 363 nucleotides. The record is from the annotation of a GenBank genome assembly. NCBI's taxonomy places the organism in Eukaryota, Metazoa, Arthropoda, Arachnida, Sarcoptiformes, Oppiidae.
GAUGAGAUACAAGUGCUUUACACCAAGAAUCCCACCACUAAUGAGACGUAUCCCAUAUCACACGGUUAUGUCGGCUCCAGUCUCUGUGCGUUCAAUCAUCUGAAUCCCGGAUAUAAGAUAUUUACGUUGGAUAGCAAUGGAAAGGCAUUGGAUUUCGACAUACAUUACACUAAUAUGACGGCCGAUAACAUCGCCGGCAAAGAUGUGAUUCCCAAAUGGACUUCAGAAAAGGCACUGAAAAAGGUCUACGGCUUGGAUUCGUUGACAACCGACUCGUGGCACCAGUUCUUGACAAAAGCCCAAACAGAGGACAAACUCGUGAACUUAUAUUUCAAUUAUUUCCACAGAUAUAGUGAAACAUUU